UCCUCAAAACUUAAUCACACACCAUGGCUCAUCCUCAACCUCCUAACAUCAUCGAGACCUGUCAUAUCUCUCCCCCAAACGGCACCGUUCCAUCCACCACUCUUCCUCUCACCUUCUUUGAUGCCCCAUGGCUCACUCUCCCACUCGCCGAUUCUGUCUUCUUCUUCUCUUACCAAAACUCAACUGAAUCUUUCCUCAAAGAUUUUGUACCCAACCUCAAACAAUCACUCUCCAUCUCUCUCCAGCAUUUCUUCCCUUACGCCGGUAAACUGAUCAUCCCGUCUCGACCCGACCCUCCAUACUUACAGUACAACGAUGGCGAAGACUCUCUUGUUUUCACUGUAGCAGAGUCUACCGAAACCGACUUCAACCAACUGAAAACUGAUUCCCCUAAAGAUAUCAGCGUGUUGCAUGGCGUCUUGCCCAAGUUACCUCCUCCUCAUGUCUCUCCGGAAGGAAUUCAGAUGCGGCCAAUAAUGGCGAUGCAAGUCACCAUCUUCCCUGGAGCCGGAAUCUGUAUAGGCAACUCAGCUACACAUGUUGUAGCGGAUGGAGUCACCUUCAGUCACUUCAUGAAGUAUUGGAUGUCAUUGACCAAAUCCAACGGCGAUCCUGCCACAGUUCUUCUACCCUCUCUACCUAUUCACAGCUGCAGAAACAUUAUCAAGGACCCAGGAGAGGUAGGCGCAGGACAUUUGGAGCGGUUUUGGAGCCAAAACUCCGGAAAAAACAGUUCGCAUGUUACGCCUGAGAACAUGGUUAGAGCUACUUUUACAAUGAGCAGGAAUCAGAUAGACAAUCUAAAGAGUUGGGUUAAAGAGCAGUCUGAGAAUCAAUCUCCUGUUUCUACCUUCGUGGUAACUUUAGCUUUCAUUUGGGUAAGCUUGAUCAAGACACUGGUUCAAGACAGUGAAACAGAGGCUGAGGGAGACAAAGACGAAGUCUUUCACUUGAUGAUCAAUGUGGAUUGCAGGAAUCGUCUCAAGUACUCAGAACCAAUACCACAAACAUACUUUGGCAACUGUAUGGCCCCUGGGAUCAUAUCAGUCAAGAAACGAGAUUUGCUAGGAGAAAAAGGCGUUUUGGCUGCUUCAGAUGCAAUCACAGCGAGAAUCAAAGAUAUGUUAUCAAGUGAUCUAUUGAAAACAGCACCAACUUGGGGACAAGGAGUACGUAAAUGGGUCAUGUCUCGUUAUCCAACCUCAAUAGCAGGAGCUCCGAAAUUGGGACUGUAUGAUAUGGAUUUUGGGUUAGGAAAGCCCUGCAAAAUGGAGAUAGUGCACAUAGAAACAGGUGGUUCUAUUGCAUUCUCAGAGUCAAGAGACGGCAGUAAUGGAGUUGAGAUUGGAAUAGCACUGAAGAAGAAGAAAAUGGAAGUAUUUGCCUCAAUUCUACAACAGGGGAUCAAGAAAUUCGAGAAGUAGCAGCCCUUUUCUCAUCCAAUAACUUGUAGCAACAAAAUGAUUCAACAUUU
Messenger RNA from Arabidopsis arenosa, 1474 nucleotides. Lineage: Eukaryota; Viridiplantae; Streptophyta; Magnoliopsida; Brassicales; Brassicaceae. The record is from the annotation of a GenBank genome assembly.